UUGUUCAACCCUACUAAGCACUUCACUCAGAGAAUACAUCACUGUGAUGUUUCUAUUGAGGAUGUCUGUUUUAUCUCUUGGCAUUUUAAUGACACAAGAUAUCUCAACUGUCAACGUUUUGGUAAAGUACAAGGCUUCAAACUUGCUGAAAUUAAAAUUGUAAAUUCACAGCAGACUUAAAGCGCGUUCCAUCGACCUCCACUCACUCUCUGUCCAGACUGUUACAAGUCAAACACGUCUCAGUGCACCACUCUCCCUGAACACUAGGUGACGCUGUUUUACGCGCUGUAAUCCCAAAUCCUCCUGUUAUGAGGUGGAAGUUUUUUUUUCCCUCUUUCCACGUUCAGUAAUCUGACACCCAAAAAAAAAGGAGACUCGGGAGCAGAAGGAUGGACCCUUAACUCCGCUGGAAGGACGGAAGGAAGGAGCAGUCGUCCAACGAGCGCAAACGAGAGGGUGGCGAAAAACGCUGUGCGCAACAAAACAAACCCCGUGGCUGGCUGCGGCAGCGGAGGGAAGAGAGAGCUGGGUGCCUGCGCGUCUCUAAAAUAUACUGGCCGCCCGCUUCAAAUGAUCUCAAAGCGACAAGUUUCACUUUCCACAGGCGGAUGGGUGACUUUCCACGGCGCUUUGUGAGGAGGAGAUGAUGAAGAAUUUCAGCGGCAGUCCCCUUCACAGCAACAACCAGACUCCCAACCACAUAAGAGAGCGAAACAACAGAAAGUACAGCUUUCUCUCUACCAUACCGUUCCGAUUUUCCCUGCGAGGUUAUGGUUUCUGCAUGGCUACGCUGUUCCUCUUCUGUUUCGGCUCCCUUUUUUACCAGCUGAACGGAGGACCCCCUAAAAUCCUGCUGGACAUCCGACAGUAUCUCGGGGUGUGUGGGAAAAAUCUCUGGUCAGUCAAAAUUGCCACCGGCAGGCCCUUAAUCCAUAAGGACAGGCUAGCAAGACAGCUGGUGUCGCACCCACAUGUCCACAAGCAGAGACGAGGUGAAUCCACAUAUCUGGAUGACCACGGACCCCCUGCUCCAAGAGUGCUCCCGUUCCCCAGCCAGGUGGUUUAUAACCGUGUGGGGAAGUGUGGCAGCCGGACAGUGGUCAUCUUACUGAGGUUACUGGCUGAGAAACACCAGUUCAACCUGGUCUCCUCUGACAUCCACAAUAAAACACGCCUCACGAAACAUGAACAGGUGGACCUCAUGAAGAACAUCAGUAAUAUCCCUCAGCCAUUCCUCUAUACACGGCAUGUUCACUUCCUCAACUUUACCAGGUUCAGGAUAGAGCAGCCUGUCUACAUCAACAUUAUCCGGGAUCCCAUCAAUCGGUUCCUCUCCAACUACUUCUUCCGUCGCUUUGGUGACUGGAGGGGCGAGCAGAACCACCUCAUCCGCACCCCAGGGAUGAAAGACGAUGAGCGAUACCUGGAUAUCAAUGUUUGCAUUCUAGAGAACUACCCUGAGUGCUCCAACCCCAGAGUUUUCUACAUCAUUCCCUAUUUCUGUGGACAGCAUCCUCAAUGCAGGGAGCCGGGAGUAUGGGCCUUAGAGAGGGCCAAACAAAAUGUGUUGGAGAACUACCUCCUUGUGGGUAUCCUGGAGGAGCUGGAGGAUGUUCUUCUCCUGUUGGAGAGGCUCUUACCUCAUUACUUUACUGGAGUACUCAACAUUUACAAGAGCCCUGACUACAGAAAGAUGGGGAACAUGACCGGCACAGUGCGUAAACACACACCCACCCUGGAGGCCCUGCAGGUGCUGUACCACCGCAUGCGCUAUGAGUACGAGUUCUACAACUUCAUCCGUGACCAGUUCCACCUAAUGAAGAAAAAAAUUGGCCUCAAGUCUGUCUCCCAACCUCCUGCCUACUCACCCGCUUUCCUGCGGGAGCUGUCCCUCCGAACCCCGGAGCCUCUAGAUGAAGACGAGGAGCUGGACACAGACCUGGAGGAUGCCAACAGCUGGCUGGUUCAUCCCUAAGGGCUGUUUGAUGAACCGUGUAUGUAGCCAAAGAAAAGCUGAUUGGCUAGAAUUGGCUGGAGAUAGCUGGAGGCAGCCUGAAGGCAAAGGGGGAGCAUUCCCCGUCUUUCAGCAACCCCUAGAAAAGUGAGGUGUGUUCAGGGGGUGUGUGGAUCCUGACGCUCGUGCUUUCACAAGCUCUGUUUUCCAUCUGCAAUAGACUCCUAUCAUGACAGGCUCAGUGCUGAGGACUAUAGGGUUGAGUUAUUGGGAGGACAAAAUGCUCUAUUUAAAAAUUGACCAAGGACAAUGGGAAGUAAUGUUAAGCUAAUUUUGCUUGACUCAAAUUUUGUUUUAACUUGAGCUUGUUUUGGGUUUGUUUAUGUACAAAGAAAAAAAACCUAUCAUUGCUGUAAUCUCCAGGAGAGAUCAGCACAAGAUUAAUGUGUUGAGAAAUAUUCUAAAUGUUGGUCGCUGGGAUGUUUACUGUAUGAGUGGACUUCAGAGACAUUGCCCAAGACAUUGCUAUGACAGGAUUAGUGUCCUAAAAGCUGGAAUGGAAAUGGUGUCCACAAAUAAAAAAAAAAGUGCCAAAAGUCUUGUAUGUAUAUUAGUCAUCCAGGACUGUUCUAAGUGCCAAACCUUGCUAAGAGUUCCAGUAAGUGCGUGAGAGGAACCUCUGUGCAUAGCUAGUGCAAUUGUGUGACAUAGUCAAGUCAGUUGUUAUAGUUUUGGUUUCUAACAUUCUGUUUACUUUGUUUAAUUAGGUAUAAAUGAGGGUUAAAUAGUAAGCACUCGAUUAUGAAUUCAGAGAAUUCCAACAAUGUGUGCAUGAAUGAAUGACUUUGACCAGACCAGCAGUGUAUUUUAGCAUAGAUUCAAUACUUGGGACAGGUCAUUAGUUGAGAAUGUAGGCAAAUAAAAAUAACACUAAAAAGCAUUUAUGGGGCGCAGUUAGUUUAAUCUAAAGUUUAAAAGAUUGAGUUUGCCAAAUACCAGUGUUUCUACUGCAAUGCAUUAUAAAACUGUAUAAAUAUACUGCACUUUUUCUGAGGUGACUCCUGAAAUUCUGCAGCAAAAUUAGGGGUUUGGUCAAAAAACUGGAUACUAAUUUGUCUUUAAUUUCAAGUAGGAUUAUCUUACUGUUUGAGCGUGCAUUAUGGUCUGUUUUCUCUCUCAGAAGAUUAUCAUGAAAGUGUGUGAAGUGUUACUGAUCCCAGCUAACACUAAUUUCUAAUUCUCUAGCAGGUAUUCAGAGUGCAUGUUUCUCAUCACUCAUGCAAAAACAAAAUCAUGCAGAGAACAGUAACCAUAAGCUAAUAUGUGACUGUCAUCUACGUAUUUCACUUUACCAUCCUAAUCUCCAUUGUUUGUACCUUUUAGUUGUCCUGGUUUGUGUUCAGUGUUUCCUUUUUUGCCAGUUUAAUUUAUUAUUUUGUAUUCAUUUGCAUUCCAGAUAAGAUUCUCAGGAAGGAAAAAAAGUUUAAUAACUUGAUGAUUUGUAUUUUGGUUUUUGGUGGCUAUGAACCUAUUCUUGGCAUUUUAAGGAUGUCUAGGAUAGGUUUAUAUCAACAGCUGAAAACUGGUUAACAAUAAUUAAUGCAGUCCAUCAUUUUACAGCCUUCAAAAUAAAUGUCCUCUUAACUAUUGCA
Molecule: messenger RNA, 3606 nt
Organism: Lates calcarifer (barramundi perch)
Lineage: Eukaryota; Metazoa; Chordata; Actinopteri; Centropomidae
Gene: usta
Product: uronyl 2-sulfotransferase a
Exons: 9
Coding region: 644-1975 (443 amino acids)
Cellular component (GO): membrane
Molecular function (GO): sulfotransferase activity
Source: RefSeq, a predicted model, not a curated record